AUCCACUUUUGUUGCAUACGCAUACGUUCAGCAGUCAGUGUUAAAGGAUGUUCAAGUAUGGAGUUUACUAAUUUAUCAGCGAAACCUGAAGUGGCUAAAAAAAUAGAAACAUUGGGAGAAACCCCAUUGGAGUUGACUUCUAGUUUUGCAGAGUGUGGAAAUGUCAGUGAGAUAACCAAUAGAGUUAAAAAAGAAAGAUUUAGUGUAUUUAAGGGGAAACUGCUGUUGAAUAGAAGGAUAUGUAUUAUCAUUUUGUUGGUGAUCAUUAUUGUUUUGGUCCUGGCGUCGGUAACUGCGGUUGUCACAGUGUAUGUCCCAUGCCAAGAGAAAGCUGCAGCAGUUGUGGACAAAGGUGACUGUGACAUGCAUCUGAUUGUAGAAAAGGGGCGUGUUGUCAACAUGAAAGGAAAUAAGUACGGGGACACUGCUGAGAUUGAAUGUGAAGAUGGACAUAAGUUAGUCGGAAAUAACUUUAUUACUUGUUUGUCGUCCAAUGACUGGCAUGAAAUUCCGAGAUGUAUCCGCAAACAUUGUGAAACUUUCAUUGCACCACCGAAUGCAGAAAUGAAACAUAAGGUGAAUUCCACAGAGGUUGGUACAAGACUAUCCAUUUCUUGCAAAGAAGGAUGGUAG
This is a messenger RNA of Mercenaria mercenaria, 633 nucleotides long. RefSeq lists its product as uncharacterized. Bases 58 to 633 code for a protein of 191 amino acids. NCBI's taxonomy places the organism in Eukaryota, Metazoa, Mollusca, Bivalvia, Venerida, Veneridae. The transcript is spliced from 2 exons. The record is from RefSeq and is a predicted model, not a curated record.